This is a messenger RNA of Acanthochromis polyacanthus (spiny chromis), 2358 nucleotides long. It is a transcript of the gene ptp4a1, whose product is annotated as protein tyrosine phosphatase 4A1. NCBI's taxonomy places the organism in Eukaryota, Metazoa, Chordata, Actinopteri, Pomacentridae. Gene Ontology annotation, molecular function: protein tyrosine phosphatase activity. The transcript has 6 exons. Gene Ontology annotation, cellular component: nucleus. Gene Ontology annotation, biological process: protein dephosphorylation. The coding region runs from base 769 to 1290 and encodes 173 amino acids. The record is from RefSeq and is a predicted model, not a curated record.
GAACCGUUCUGCAUCCGUCUCGCCUCCUCUCUGGUAUAUCGUCCAUGGUUUCGUCCCGGCAGAUCAGGAGACUUUGGCUCCGACCGGAGGAACAGCACCAGACUGUAUGGUGGAGAAGAACCGUUCUCUAAUUUUUAGUUUUUUCUGCGGACCGGCUGUAUGAUUAAGCUACAAUCUUCAAUGAGUAAGCAUAUCCCACAGUUCUGUGGUGUUCUGGGUCACACAUUUAUGGAGUUUCUGAAGGGCAGUGGGGACUACUGCCAGGCUCAGCACGCUGCCUAUGCAGACGAGUGAACAGCCAAACUCGCCAUCGAUCCGACGCACUUGAGCCACAGGAGGGACCCCGGGAAGUUGGCAGGACCGGGACGCCUCCCAGAACCAGCGAUAACUCGGCCUGGAUGGGGUAACUCCACCCGCUGCACACUGCCCUCGUCGGCUUCCGCCUGGCCAGAAUCAAGGUGGAACCAGCCUUGUUUUUUUUUUCUUCCUUUUCCUUUGUUUUAUCCCGAAGGAGAGGGUUUUGAGUUACUUUUCUAAUUGUCCGCCCUUUUUCGGCUGCCAAACUCCCCAAAUUUGCCUGUCCUUUUUUCGUUUUUGUUUUCAAGCCUUGCCAACCUCGAAGAAGACCGGAGGAUUUUUGUUUCUCAGAGCUUGUUGGACAUUUUGUGUUUGACAUUCCCUCCGAGUUUAACUAAGUGUUUACAUUCGUGUUUCUACUGCUCUGUGGAAGACAUUUUGGGUUUUGUUAGUUUUCUUUACAUCAUCACAAUGGCUCGUAUGAACAGACCAGCCCCUGUGGAGAUCACCUACAAAAACAUGAGAUUCCUCAUUACCCACAAUCCCACCAACGCCACCCUGAACAAGUUCAUCGAGGAGCUAAAGAAAUAUGGAGUCACCACGGUUGUGAGAGUUUGUGAGGCCACCUAUGAUGCCACCCUGGUGGUGAAAGAAGGAAUCCAGGUUCUGGAUUGGCCGUUUGAUGACGGAGCUCCUCCCUCCAACCAGAUCGUGGAUGAUUGGCUGAACCUCCUGAAGCUGAAGUUCAGGGAGGAGCCCGGCUGCUGCAUCGCUGUCCACUGUGUGGCAGGACUGGGGAGAGCUCCUGUUCUGGUGGCGCUCGCCUUGAUAGAAUGUGGGAUGAAAUAUGAAGAUGCUGUCCAGUUCAUUCGACAGAAGCGUCGAGGAGCGUUCAACAGCAAACAGCUGUUCUACCUGGAGAAAUAUCGUCCAAAGAUGCGCCUGCGCUUCAAAGAUUCCAACGGCCAUCGCAAUAACUGCUGCAUCCAGUAGAGCCAAACCCUGAGCCACGCCAACCCUCACUACAGAAGACUUCACUUCAAACUUGCUAGCUUCUUACCUGGCAGGCUUGUUUUCUUCCUUUUUUCUUCAUUGUGUUGAAGUAUUUUACUUUGAAAGAUCAUGCUCGGUUAUCCAACUGUCUCCCCUUCCCUCUCCAGGUUCAAAAUCAAACGUCAAAAAAUGAAAAACAAGAGUUGUGUGAGCUGAAUUUUCUCUUCACGUGCCCAAAAAAAAGUUAAAAAAAAAAAAAUUGGAAGGGCAGCGCUCAGUCAUGUAUCGUUGUAAGAUGUUGGAUUAGCUGUUUUUUGCAAAUGCAUCCCAAAGAUUAUGAUUGGCCAGUGCAUUUACAUCGCCUGAGAAUGUGUCUAAAUUUAUUUUUCUUAUUUUCAUGUGAGCAAUUCUAUGUACCCCGUUCAAUUUUAGGGUUCAGUUUCAGUACUGACUAGAAAGAGGUAUGCCUUCCUUCAAAUCAGAUGGAUCAUCCAUAAAUGCCUUACAAUCGAAGUGGAACAAAGGCAAUCGAGGCGGGAGUCGACUCCCGCUGGCAUUUGGAAAAGGUGUUUCAUUUUUCUACUUGGAACAAAAAUAAAACUGUUGCCUUUGUCUUGUGCAGGAAGUCUUACACACACUUAUGCCCUUUCAGUAACUAUUUUUAAUAUAAAUGCUUAAUUGUUGCAAUAUUUGUCAUACUUGUCAAUUGAAAGUCUAGAAACUCGUAUUUUUUCUUUACUCUAUCAAACCUUAUGUUUACUAAUUAACUGCCAUGUUCCAAAAUGUGAUCUUCGGUCUUUUUUUCAUUUUUUUCUUUUUUUCUUUUUUUUUUUUUUUGCUUCAAACUGGACUUCCAACGUCUGCGAUAUUUUGUAUGCCUUUUUAUUUGAUGUCCGUAACUUAAGACUUGGAUACUUGAUGAUUUUAUGUAUUUGAAAAUGUGUACUAUUAUUAUUAGGUUGGCUAUUUAUACUAUCAAUGGAUGUGUGAUUUAGUACAGUGAGCGACAAAGUUGUACCUGUUCACCAACUUGUGAGAGUACAUUAAAUGAUACACUGAAAAACAACA